Messenger RNA from Globicephala melas (long-finned pilot whale), 5287 nucleotides. RefSeq names its product angiotensin-converting enzyme. Lineage: Eukaryota; Metazoa; Chordata; Mammalia; Artiodactyla; Delphinidae. Gene Ontology annotation, molecular function: peptidyl-dipeptidase activity; metallopeptidase activity. Gene Ontology annotation, cellular component: plasma membrane. The record is from RefSeq and is a predicted model, not a curated record. Gene Ontology annotation, biological process: proteolysis; positive regulation of systemic arterial blood pressure; regulation of systemic arterial blood pressure by renin-angiotensin.
GGGGGCUUCUUUCUAGCCUCCCUUGUGAGAACCUGACCUAAGGCCCAUCCGCCACCCCCGGGCUGCAUCUCGCAGGGGGCCGCCUCGGGCCGGCGCCCUUGCCUGGGGCGGGCCAGGAAGCCUCGGUCCCCGCCCCGCUCCGUUAGGCCCGCGUAGCGGCCGGGGGACUUUGGAGCCGAGGAGGAAGCGCGGCGGGGCGGGGAGGUGAGGGUGUGUCGGAAGGCGGCGGCGGCUGUCGGGUUUUAUAACCCGCGGGGCGGGCGCGGCGCGGGAGAAGAGGCUGCACCGCGCACCGCGCCAUGGGGGCCGCGUCGGGCCGCCGGUGGCCGCGGCCGCCGCUUCUGUCGUUGCUGCUGCUGCUGCUGCCACCACCGUCGCCUGUGGUCCUGGCGCUCGACCCCGCGUUGCAGCCGGGGAACUUUUCCGCCGACGAGGCCGGUGCGCAGGUCUUCGCAAAGAGCUUCAAUUCGAGCGCCGAGCAGGUGCUGUUCCACAGCACGGCCGCCAGCUGGGCGCACGACACCAACAUCACCGAGGAAAACGCGCGGCGCCAGGAGGAGGCAGCCCUAAUCAGCCAGGAGUUUUCAGAGGUCUGGGGCCAGAAGGCCAAGGCUCUGUUCGACCCAAUCUGGCAGCACUUCACCGACCCCACGCUGCGACGCAUCAUCAGUGCCGUGCGCACCCUGGGCCCUGCCAACCUGCCCCUGGAGGAGCGGCAGCAGUACAACUCUCUGCUAAGCAACAUGUCCAGGAUUUACUCCACGGCCAAGGUCUGCUUCCCCAACAAGACUGCCACCUGCUGGUCCCUGGACCCAGAGCUCACCAACAUCCUGGCUGCGUCGCGAAGCUAUGCCCUGCUACUCUAUGCCUGGGAGGGCUGGCACAACGCUGUGGGCAUCCCGCUGAAACCCCUGUACCAGAAGUUCACUGCCCUCAGCAACGCGGCCUACAAGCAGGAUGGCUUCUCAGACACGGGGGCCUACUGGCGCUCCUGGUACGACUCCCCCACCUUCACGGAGGAUCUGGAGCACCUGUACCAUCAGUUAGAGCCCCUGUACCUGAACCUCCACGCCUACGUCCGCCGCGCACUGCACCGCCGAUACGGGGACAGAUUCAUCAACCUCAGGGGACCCAUCCCUGCUCACCUGCUGGGGGACAUGUGGGCCCAGAGCUGGGACAAAAUCUACGACAUGGUGGUGCCUUUCUCUGACAAGCCCAAUCUUGACGUUACCAGUACUAUGGUGCAGAAGGGAUGGAACGCUACACACAUGUUCCGGGUGGCAGAGGAGUUCUUCACCUCCCUAGGGCUCUUGCCCAUGCCUCCUGAGUUCUGGGCAGAGUCCAUGCUGGAGAAACCAAGCGACGGGCGUGAGGUGGUGUGCCACGCCUCCGCCUGGGAUUUCUACAACAGGAAAGACUUCAGGAUCAAGCAGUGCACGCAGGUCACUAUGGACCAGCUGUCCACGGUGCACCACGAGAUGGGCCACGUGCAGUACUACCUGCAGUACAAGGACCAACACGUCUCCCUGCGCCAAGGCGCCAACCCCGGCUUCCAUGAGGCCAUCGGGGAUGUGAUGGCACUCUCCGUCUCCACUCCUGCACAUCUGCACAAAAUUGGCCUGCUGGACCAUGUCACCAACGACAAGGAAAGCGACAUCAAUUACUUGUUAAAGAUGGCACUGGAAAAAAUUGCGUUCCUGCCCUUUGGCUACUUGGUGGACCAGUGGCGUUGGGGGGUCUUUAGUGGGCGUACCCCCCCUUCCCUCUACAACUAUGACUGGUGGUAUCUUCGAACCAAGUAUCAGGGGAUCUGUCCUCCAGUUGUCCGAAACGAAACCCACUUUGACGCUGGAGCCAAGUUUCAUGUCCCAAACGUGACACCAUACAUCAGGUACUUCGUGAGUUUUGUCCUGCAGUUCCAGCUCCAUCAAGCCCUGUGCAAGGAGGCGGGCCACCAGGGGCCGCUGCACCAGUGCGACAUCUACCAGUCCACCCAGGCGGGGGCCAAGCUCCGGGCACUGCUGCAGGCAGGCUCCUCACGGCCCUGGCAGGAGGUGCUGAAGGACAUGGUCGGCUCAGAUUCCCUGGACGCUCAGCCGCUGCUCAACUACUUCCAGCCGGUCACACAGUGGCUACAAGAGCAGAACCGGCAGAAUGGCGAGGUCCUGGGCUGGCCAGAAUAUCAGUGGCGCCCACCGAUGCCCGACAAUUACCCAGAGGGCAUUGACCUGGUGUCCGACGAGGCUGAGGCCAGCAGGUUUGUGGAGGAAUAUGACCGGAGAUCCCGGGUGGUGUGGAACGAGUAUGCCGAGGCCAGCUGGGAUUAUAAUACCAACAUCACCAAGGAGGGCAGCAAGAUACUGCUGGAGAAGAACGUACAGAUGGCAAACCACACUGUCAAGUACGGCACCUGGGCCAGGAAGUUUGACGUGACCAACUUCCAGAACGCCACCAUGAAGCGGAUGAUAAAGAAGAUUCAGGAUCUAGAGCGGGCGGCGCUGCCUGUCAGGGAGCUGGAGCAGUACAACCAGAUCCUGCUGGACAUGGAGACCACUUACAGCGUGGCCUCUGUGUGCCAUAGCAACGGCACUUGUCUGCAGCUCGAGCCUGAUCUGACACAUCUGAUGGCCACAUCCCGGAACUAUGAAGAACUGCUGUGGGCAUGGAAGGGCUGGCGAGACAAGGUGGGGAGACCCAUCCUCCCAUAUUUCCCCCAAUAUGUGGAGCUCAGCAACAAGGCUGCCAGGCUCAAUGGCUACAAGGACGGAGGGGACUCCUGGAGAUCUAUGUACGAGAUGCCAUUCCUGGAGUACGAGCUGGAGCACCUCUUCCAGGAGCUGCAGCCGCUCUACCUGAACCUGCACGCCUACGUGCGCCGGGCCCUGUAUCGCUUCUACGGGUCCGAGCUCAUCAACCUGGAGGGCCCCAUCCCAGCCCACCUGCUGGGGAACAUGUGGGCACAGAGCUGGUCCAACAUCUAUGACUUGGUAGUACCCUUCCCUUCAGCCCCCAGGAUGGAUGCCACAGAGGCCAUGAUAAAGCAGGGCUGGACACCCCAAAGGAUGUUUAAGGAAGCAGACAAUUUCUUCACCUCCCUGGGGCUGCUGCCCGUGCCCCCCGAGUUCUGGAGCAAGUCUAUGCUGGAGAAGCCGACCGAUGGGCGGGAGGUGGUGUGCCACGCCUCCGCCUGGGACUUCUUCAACGGCAAGGACUUCAGGAUCAAGCAGUGCACCACUGUGAACAUGGAGGACCUGGUGGUGGCCCACCACGAAAUGGGCCACAUACAGUAUUUCAUGCAGUACAAGGACUUGCCGGUGACCUUCCGGGAGGGUGCCAACCCUGGUUUUCACGAGGCCAUUGGGGAUGUGCUGGCCCUCUCAGUGUCUACCCCCAAGCACCUGCACAAGAUCAACCUGCUGAGCAGUGGGGACGGCAGCUAUGAGGAGGACAUCAACUUUCUGAUGAAGAUGGCGCUCGACAAGAUCGCCUUUGUUCCCUUCAGCUAUCUUGUGGACCAGUGGCGCUGGAGGGUGUUUGACGGAAGCAUCACCAAGGAGAACUACAACCAGGAGUGGUGGAGCCUCAGGCUGAAGUACCAGGGCCUCUGUCCCCCAGUAGCCAGGUCUCAAGGCGACUUUGACCCAGGGGCCAAGUUCCACAUUCCUUCAAGCGUGCCAUAUAUCAGGUAUUUCGUCAGCUUCGUCAUCCAGUUCCAGUUCCACGAGGCGCUGUGUCAGGCGGCGGGCCACAAGGGCCCCCUGCACAAGUGCGACAUCUACCAGUCCCAAGAGGCCGGGAAGCGCCUGGCCGACGCCAUGAAGCUGGGCUUCAGUCGGCCGUGGCCCGAAGCCAUGCGGCUCAUCACGGGCCAGCCCAAGAUGUCGGCCGCUGCCAUGAUGACCUACUUCAAGCCGCUGCUGGACUGGCUCGUGACCGAGAACACGCGGCACGGGGAGAAGCUGGGCUGGCCGCAGUACAACUGGAUGCCAAACUCAGCUCGCUCGGAAGCCUCCUUCCCGGGCUCCGGCCGUGUCAGCUUCCUGGGCCUGAACCUGGAGGAGCAGCAGGCCCGCGUGGGCCAGUGGGUGCUGCUCUUCCUGGGCGUCGCCCUGCUGGUGGCCACCCUGGGCCUCGCCUACCGGCUCUUCAGCAUCCGCCACCACAGCCUUCACCACCCCCACAGCGGGUCCCAGUUUGGCUCCGAGGUGGAGCUCAGACACUCCUGAGAUGAGGGCUGGGCGGGCCUGCCGGGGAAUGCGCCACCGGGAGACCCAGGGACCGGGAAGGCCCGGGGAUGGGCUGACGACCCGCCACUGCUCUCAAGGCUCACCCCAGACCUCCUCCCCCUCCCCCUCCCGCCCCUCCCGCCCCUCCUCCCCCCUCCUCCAGUCCUCUGGACCACGAACCACCUUGGCCCCCUGGCCCCUGGGGACCAGGCCACCUAACAUGGAACCCCCUCCCCAUCUCUCUCUGAAUUCAAUUAAAGGUCCUGCCCUCCCCAUCUGUGUCCAUGUCCCUCACAGGGAAGCCAGGGACAGGGGAAGCUCUCUCACCUCCUGACAGUCAAGGGGUCACUUCUCGGGGGUCUUCAUCCUCCUCCAAGAAGAGGCUGGAAAAUACCCAGAGCUCUGGCCCCAGCACCCCCCAGCGCCCAUCCCAGUCUCCCCUUCAGCCGGGGCAGCUGGCCCCUGUCCUGCCAUGGCAGGCAGCCCCUGCCAGGCCUGGACACCAACUCAGGAGGGCUCUGGACAGCAAAGAGGAAGCAGACAUUCUGGGCUUCUGGAGCCCUGCCCCAGCUGUUCCAUAAAUGGCUAAGUCCCCCAGAUGGAAGGCUCCGGGCUGCCCUCUGGUUCCCUCGGGAGGGCGCCUUGCAUGCUGAGGCUGUAGAACUGGCCAACUGACCCCGGCGUCACCUCAGGCGCCUGCCUGCCCCAGUUCCAUUUCCACUCGAAACAGUGGACAGAGCCACCAGAGUAUUGCCCACAGGGCCCGGGGUCAGGACCCGUCACCCCAGCUAGGCAGUAGCUGGUGCCCACGCAGGGACUGACUGCUAGGGGACACCCCUGCCCAUCCCCCCAGCACAUGCCCUCACCCUGAGCCUUCCUUGGAAGGCCAUUAUGGGUUUGAGGGAGUAUCAUUUUGAGAGACAUUUAAAAAUCUCUUAUCUACAUGUUUAUUGUAGAAAAUCUAGAAAACACAGAAUAGUAUAAAGAAAAUAAAAGCCCUUUAUGUCAACACAGAGAUAAGCACUGUUGACAUUUGGUGUAUAUCUUUCCAGCCUUUUUUU